UCCUUUGUUUACACAUAUCUUAAAAGGUACAUAACUGAUAAUAAAUGGUCCUUUUGUUUAGUAAAUUUCCAUUUUUUGAAUCGUCAAGCAAUCAAUUGAAUUCGAAAACAAUAGAACGUAUUUAAAUUGUUUCUAUAUUUAUCUAACACCAUCCGAUCAUUUAUUACUCGAAUUGCAGCGAGUUUCGUGAUUAAGUUAAUAUAUUUUUUUUAUUCAUUAUUAAUGCAAUAGUCAAUACAAUUUUGUACUGGAGAAGUAGUAAUAAACAACGCAUGCAUGAUAAAAAUAUGUGCAUAAUUCAUAUAAAAGAAACAACAGAACUUACGUGAGAAUUUAUUCCCAUCGUAAUAAAAAAAAUUAGCAUCACGAAUAGAGUAAUAUUUCGUGGUUUGAGUAUUUUAUGGAAAUUAGCAGGUGCCGUGUCAAGAUUUGUAUUUGUCUAACGUGUGAAUCGAUUUUUUUUUCUACUUAGUCAUGAAAGCCAGAGUGAAGAGGCAGUGUUCAAACAUUUUUUGUAUUAUAUUUAUAAUUAAUAUUUUUGAUUGGAAAAGUGGUAAUUAUUGUAAAAGUGGAUCUACUUCCUCAUGAAAACUAGAUUAUAUAUGUUAAUUCAGUAAUUAUCACUAAAAUGAAAACAUUUGGAUAUAAUAGUUUAACCAGUUGGUUAGUAUUGGUAGCUUGUUUUAUGGUAGGCUUUUUCGUUGCAUUGCCCAUGCGUUUAGCUGGAAUAUUCUAUGUGAUUCUUACAAAUGGAUUUCAAACAGAAAGAUCAAAGGCAUCUGUGCCUGUAGUCAUAUUUGGUAUCUUGCGAACAUUAACAGGUCCCUUUACUGCAUUUCUGGGAGAAACAUUUGGAUUUCGAGCUGUUACUUUGACUGGAUGUAUUCUUGGUGCUGUUGGGGUAGGUAGUUGCUAUUUUGCCGAGGACAUUUUAACAGCAACACUUUGCCUUGGUCUCAUUUACGGCUGCGGACUAGCUUUCGGUAAUACCCUGAUACCAACCAUUUUAAAGCUUCAUUUCACCGAGCAUAUCAAUCUCGUAAACGGCAUUGUUCUAACGGGAUCAUGUGUAGGAGCUAUAAUCAUGUCACCGGUGAUUACUUACUUAGACAGUGCAUAUGGUACGAAAGGAAUGUUUUUGAUUUUGGGUGGAAUUUUUUUAAAUACCAUUCCCGCUGCAAUCCUCUUAAAGCAUCCACAUAAUGAACGCAGAAUUGUGAAAGAGGUAAAGGAUUCACCUAAUCAAAAAAACACGUGUCAUCAAAAUCCGGCAUUUGUAUUGGAUGAAGAAGACCAACACAAAAUUGAUAGCACUCAACAAAAACAUGAUGCUUCAAAUAAAGUUUAUGUAAUAUGUGUAAAUGGAGAGGCAGAUAAUAAAAACGAGAAAAAUUCCGAUCAUGUAACAAUGAAAUCCUUAGAAACAGAUGACACUCAGCAGUAUUUUCAACAAAAGACGAAAUCUAAGCCUGAUUCUGAUGUUCAACUCGUGCGAUAUACUGAAAGAAAACCUUCCGUUAAAAACACUGAGUAUGAAAAUGGAUUUAUGCAUGAAAAAGAUAUGACAAACAAUAUUAGUCAACAGAAGGAGAGCACAAAAAGCAAAAACAAACUAUCCUGGAAAUCUUUCCGACUGUUCUUAGAUCCUACAUUCCAUUCCAUAAUGUUUGUGCAAAGUAUUUACGCAUUCCUUACAACCCUAAACUGGACCAUUAUAGUUGAUUAUGCUCGAGAUAAGGGAAUAUCCAACGAUCUGUCUGUUUACUUCGCCAUGUUUAUCCCGCUUGCUGAAAUAUUGGGUAAUUUGACUCUGAACUGGAUUACUGAUGGUCAUUUCAUGACAAGAACGAAUUUUAGUUUAACUUGUUUUCUAAUAUUACUGUUAGAUGCUGGCUAUAUAAUCUGGUCUUAUAACUUUGCAUUGAUGAUGGUUGGAGUUAUGAUCUUUGGUUACAUAUCUGGAGCAGUUGGCACAACAUUUCCAGGACUAGUUUUUGAAUACAUUGAAGAAGAGAAACAAAAUAUGGCUCUAGCCUCUCGAUUCUUUCUUUAUGCGUUUCUCUGUAUAUUGAAAACUCCCAUAAUAGGAUACUUUCGUGAAACUUUGGGAUCCUAUAACUGGGUGUAUGUCAUAAUCAUCUCUUGCUGUUUUAUAUGCUGUGUACUUGUAAAGCUCACGCCAGUUCUAGCAUCAUGUAGAAACAGGAAGAAACAAUCGAAGGAGUGCACGUGACCUAUCGAUGCUGAGAUGAUCUCAGUCAUAGAUAAUUAGGCAUAAGAUUCAACUUAUCUUAUGCUGCGAAAGUGACAAAUAUUUUUUCGUAGGUUACAGGUAUACAAAGCCGCACUGUGAUAAAGCCAUCGGAAUGCCAUGGAUUCAAGGAAUACCAUCAACAAAAAGUUCCGAAAAACACCGAAAAAAAUUCCAAUAAAUAACAUUUGAAUGAAAUUAACUCAACAACAUAAUCCCAUGGUUUUAAGAAAUUGAGUAAAUCGAUUUGUGAUAAAAAUUAUAAACCAUCUGUAUAUGUUAUUCGAUUUUAAGCUUCAUUCGUUUCAAAAAUACAUAAGAAGUAAAUAACAGUCGACAUGUUUCAAGCUCUUCAAAAAUAGGGGCCCAUUUUCAAGACUUGCCACACGUGAAUAAAAAGAAACAAAAGUGAUUUGAAAUAGAAAACGUUAAGUUGCUAACAGAAAAUAGAAAAAUAAAGAUGAGAAACAAAACUAGAAAGUAUAAGAACCAAAGUAAAAGGAAUAAUGCUAUGGCAAGAAGAUAUCCCAUCUCCCGGGAUAGUUCCGUGUUAAAAUGUAAUAAUUUUAUUCCAUAUUUAUAAAAUGAAACAAUUAUUUAAUUGAACUUCUAGAAUGCUCAUUUCAAUAUAUUUAUUUUAUUUUUAUUGUUUCCUUAUAACAUCACAUAAAUUUUUACAGUUUUUCUAUACAAAACAUUCCAAAUUUAUUGUACUCUAUUUACAACUAUUGAACUCCAAAAUUGUUUUCUUAUAAAUUAAAAAAAAACAUAAUUUAUUAGCCUGAAAUAGGGUGUCUAAACUACUUAUAUUGUGUAGAUUAUGCUAUUAUAAAACACAUUGAUUGUAUUAAUUACACGUUAUUGAUUGUUAUCAUUAUUUUAUGUCAUGAUUCAAAGAAAUAAAAAAAAAAUCCUAAAAAUUUUAUGGAGA
This is a messenger RNA of Parasteatoda tepidariorum (common house spider), 3182 nucleotides long. RefSeq names its product monocarboxylate transporter 12. The record is from RefSeq and is a predicted model, not a curated record. Gene Ontology annotation, biological process: transmembrane transport. NCBI's taxonomy places the organism in Eukaryota, Metazoa, Arthropoda, Arachnida, Araneae, Theridiidae. Gene Ontology annotation, molecular function: monocarboxylic acid transmembrane transporter activity.